This is a messenger RNA of Tachyglossus aculeatus (Australian echidna), 927 nucleotides long. Its product is annotated as olfactory receptor 4A15-like. The record is from RefSeq and is a predicted model, not a curated record. The transcript has a single exon. Bases 4 to 927 code for a protein of 307 amino acids. Gene Ontology annotation, biological process: G protein-coupled receptor signaling pathway. NCBI's taxonomy places the organism in Eukaryota, Metazoa, Chordata, Mammalia, Monotremata, Tachyglossidae. Gene Ontology annotation, cellular component: membrane. Gene Ontology annotation, molecular function: G protein-coupled receptor activity; olfactory receptor activity.
GAGAUGGAAUAUCAAAACAACGUAACUGAAUUCAUUCUCCUGGGACUUUCCCAGAAUCCUGAGGUGCAGAAGGUGUUAUUUGUGUUUUUUUUCAUCAUCUACACGGUGACUAUGGUUGGGAACCUGCUCAUUGUGGUAACAGUAAUCACUAGCCAGAACCUACGCUCCCCCAUGUACUUCUUUCUUGCCUACUUGUCAUUGAUGGAUGCCUUUUACUCCUCUGCCACAGCCCCCAAGAUGAUCGUAGAUUUACUCUAUGAGAAGAAAACCAUCUCCUUCAAAGGCUGUAUGACCCAGCUCUUUGUGGAACACUUAUUUGGAGGUGCCGAGGUUUUUGUCCUGGUGGUCAUGGCCUAUGACCGCUACGUGGCCAUUUGUAAACCUCUGUAUUAUAUGAUCACCAUGAAUUGGUGGGCUUGUGGUCUGAUGAUGGGGUUGGCCUGGGUGGGAGGAUUUCUGCACUCAAUGGCACAACUUCUCUUAAUGUUCCAGUUGCCUUUCUGUGGCCCCAAUGUCAUCGACCACUUUAUAUGUGACACGUACCCCCUGUUGAAACUCGCCUGCACUGAUACCUACUUCAUUGGCCUAUCAGUGGCUGCCAAUGGCGGGGCCAUCUGUGUGAUCAUCUUUCUCUUGCUACUUCUCUCCUAUGCAGUUAUCCUGCGCUCCCUGAAAUCCCUGAGUUUGGAAAAGAGGCACAAAGCCCUCUCGACCUGCAGCUCCCACAUCACUGUGGUGGUCUUAUUCUUUGUUCCCUGCAUUUUCAUGUACGUGAGGCCUGUGUGCACCUUCCCCAUAGACAAAUCAGUGACUGUAUUCUUUACUGUUAUCACCCCCAUGCUGAAUCCCUUAAUCUACACUCUGAGAAAUGCCGAGGUAAAAAAUGCCGUGAAAAAGCUCUGGAGGAGGAAAUCCACUUUAAAUUGA